Messenger RNA from Polypterus senegalus (gray bichir), 668 nucleotides. Its product is annotated as gamma-crystallin S. Gene Ontology annotation, molecular function: structural constituent of eye lens. The record is from RefSeq and is a predicted model, not a curated record. The transcript is spliced from 3 exons. NCBI's taxonomy places the organism in Eukaryota, Metazoa, Chordata, Cladistia, Polypteriformes, Polypteridae. Gene Ontology annotation, biological process: visual perception; lens development in camera-type eye. The coding region runs from base 60 to 605 and encodes 181 amino acids.
CCUGUGCCCUCCAUGAUGGCCCAGCAUCCUACCCAAAGUUUGUUCCUGCCUUGUACGUGAUGCUGCCAAAGUUCUGGCCCUGCUACUUGAUUGUGUUUUAUGAAGAUAAGAACUUUCAGGGUCGCCGGUAUGAGUGCGACAGUGACUGCUCUGAUUUCCACACUUACUUGAGUCGAUCCAACUCAAUCCGUGUGGAAAAUGGCGUCUGGGUGGUAUACGAGCGUCCCAACUUUGCCGGUUAUCAGUACGUGCUGACCCGUGGAGAAUACCCCGAGUACCAGCGCUGGAUGGGGCUCAAUGACAGAUUAAGCUCCUGCAAGAUGAUUCACUUUCCUGCUGGUACUCAGCACAAGAUCCAGCUGUACGACAAGGGGGACUUUAGUGGUCAGGUGUUUGAGACAGCAGAUGACUGUCCAUCAGUCCUGGAGCGGUUCAGAAUUCGGGAAGUGCACUCCUGUAAGGUAGUGGAUGGAGUAUGGGUGUUCUAUGAGCAUCCAAACUACAGAGGGCGCCAAUACCUGCUAGAGAAGGGGGAAUACCGCAAGCCUGUGGACUGGGGUGCUGUGUGCCCAACGGUCCAGUCCUUCAGGCACAUUACUGAGUGAACCCUUGUUAAAAACCAUCAUGAAGGUUAACUGAACAGCUGAAAUAAAAAUCCUUGGCAAGCA